GGGGCACGCACAAGCAAAAUCUAAACAAACUCCUGAAAAACUGACGCUCAGGAAACCACUCUUUAGAGCACCGGAAAAGGACUGCAAAAACUGUGACUCCUCAAAGUGACAAAUAGUGUUGUAGGUUACUGCAGUGCACAAAGCAGUGCAUAUAGAAGUGCUGCGGUUUCAAUACCGACACAAUAACAACACCACCAACAACAACAACAAUCCCAGGGCUUCUGAGCCGGAGAAGGACGCCACAUGCGGAACAUGAAGCCGCCUCAGAGCACUUGGUGGCAUCUGGUUUGUCUUUCUGCCGUCUUCCUGUCCGGGAGCUACGCGGCCCCCGUGCAAGAGCGUGAGACAGCGGCCGGGGCCAGGGCCGCUGCCUCAAAGGAGGAUGUGAACGUGCUGGCAUUCGGCGUGAUCCAAUUGACCGAUGCGCUCGGCCGGGUGAAGGAGAAGACCGGGAGCAAGAUGGACGCGAUCGGUCGCUCGCUGUCGGUCCACGACGACUGGCUGUCGCUGCUGCUGGGGGAGGCACGGAGGGCGUCCUCUGCCAAGCGAGGGGCUAAAGAAGAACUGCACCAGCUACAGCUCCAGAUGGCCGGGGUGACGGCCCAGGGCAGGGAGACUCAAGACACGCUGGCCCGGGUGGACCGGGAGGUCCAGGGGCUCUGGGCCAGAGUUGGGAACGUGGAGGAGUACCUGGGCGAAAAAGUCGCCAACCACAUCAAACAUCUACAGGAGAAGACGAGCGACCACUCAUACGUCCUGAGGUUGCUCCAGCAUUUCGCCAAGUACCAGGAAGAGUUGCUGGACGGGCAGAACCGGCAGCUCUCCAGACUCCUGCAAAUGAGCGAAGAGGACCAUUAGCUGUGCAGGAAGUCAGCGGGGCUGCCAGACUAGGUGAAGCACCAUCACCUCAACAAGAACGACAACACUUUGAUGGAGCAGUGUAUAAAGGCUUCAAAGCCUGAUGCUUUGCAUGUGUAAAUAUGGGUAAAUAUGUGUAAAUACUGUGAUUAUUUUGUAGCUUUAACCGUUUAUUUAAAGAAAAACUGUUUUUUUUAUGUGGUGCUCUGGUAAAAGUAUUGAAAUUUAGGUUUUAAAGACAAACCCUCCCUCAAAACCACCAACAUGAACACAGUGAGCAUGUAUGAAUGUAUCGGAGUGAAUUAAAGAGCGUGAAUAUGAAUGAAUGCGACAAUGGCGGCAUAGGAAUGAAGCAAUAUGGGUUGGUGCAGGACCACCGGUGCUGGCUACCUGUAGGUGGUGUGGGGCGUGUACACGUAGCGCGCGGGGAACUCCAGCACGUCCUUGGUGGGCCGGACACGGGGGUCCGGGUAGGGCUUGACGUGCAGCAGCUCGGGGGACAGACAGUAAUGAGGGGAGUCGGGCGCGGGGGAGAUGUCGAUCUUCAGCUGGGCUGAGAGACGCAAGUGUCGUAGAGGGAGGGACAGACAGACAGACAGACAGACAGACAGACAGACAGACAGACAGACAGACACAUCAUAAAGUUGUGAAUACUUUGUGUGCACUUUUUCUAAAUGUGAGAAUGUAUGUUUUGGUUGAUUGGAUUUUCUGUAUGGGAUAUGAUACAUCAUAUGUAUGACACUGCCUUGCACUGGGUUUAUACUCUUUUUUUUUUACCCCUGUAUACCUAGUAGCCUGAAGUGUCGGGCUACUUCUAGCAGCCCGAAGUGUCGGGCUACUUCUAGCCUUUUAAGUGGUUUAAAAUAGCGAUUUAGUUUUUACCAUAACACAUGCCCCUAUCGUAAGUUUAUAGCGUUUUGAUAGAAUCGGCUAAAAACAGCGAACUAAAGAAUACGUCUAUAUGCGUUUUUUUGCUCCAAAACUAACAUUCCAACUCGUUAUCAUACCAAACAUAUCCCAAAUCCAUUUUACACCGGAUUUCUCCUUUAAAAUAAAGGUCUUUGUACAUGAAUUGUC
Gadus morhua (Atlantic cod) is the source of this 1935-nucleotide messenger RNA. RefSeq names its product angiopoietin like 8 (gene angptl8). Lineage: Eukaryota; Metazoa; Chordata; Actinopteri; Gadiformes; Gadidae. The transcript is spliced from 4 exons. Gene Ontology annotation, biological process: triglyceride homeostasis; regulation of lipid metabolic process. The record is from RefSeq and is a predicted model, not a curated record. Bases 244 to 858 code for a protein of 204 amino acids.